AUGGAGGAUAGUCGCAGACGCAAACGCCACUGCUGGGAGUGUCGUCGCCGGUGUCUCGUAUGCGACUUCACAGAGCCGGCGUGCAGACGGUGCUCGGCCGCCGGUGUCGAGUGUCCCGGGUACGGCGACGUCAAGCCAAUGAGACUCGAGUGGCUCGCACCUGGGAGAGUCAUUUCGAGGGGCCGCAGGAGGAAGGGUAAGCGUCAGUCGGACGGGGAGAAGGGAUACCAGGUCAACAAUGUCGCGAGCCGAAGUCAGGUCCUGGAGAGGACCAGCUACGUGCCUUGGAUCGAGAUGAAGACCGACGUCUGCGCCUUGCCUCAAGCCGCCGAGUAUUUCAACUCGUGCAUCUACCAAGACCUGGUCCCGAUCCACCAGUUUGGGCAAAACCCGCACAUCUACCCUCUCACGGAAAGGCACCUCCGCGUGGGGGCAAGGGCACCAGAGUACUUGCAGUUCGGCAUGGUCUGCAUGACGUUGAGCCACCGACUCAACCGGACGCGGAGCGACAUACAGUCCAGAAAAGUCUUGUCCGAGAGGUUCUACAUCCACUGGGGUCUCGCAGUCCGCUCGUUGACCGAGCAUCUCAACGCGCAAGAUGAGCAGACGAGCGACAUGGUGAUUGCGGGCAUACUAACCAUUCUGCUUGCCGAUCGUCGCCGUGACUGGGAACACAACAUGCCCGGCGUCAGACCUUACCAUGACAGGGCUCCAGCUUGA
Messenger RNA from Colletotrichum chrysophilum, 720 nucleotides. RefSeq lists its product as uncharacterized. Gene Ontology annotation, molecular function: DNA-binding transcription factor activity, RNA polymerase II-specific; zinc ion binding. The transcript has 3 exons. Lineage: Eukaryota; Fungi; Ascomycota; Sordariomycetes; Glomerellales; Glomerellaceae. The record is from RefSeq and is a predicted model, not a curated record. Bases 1 to 720 code for a protein of 239 amino acids. Gene Ontology annotation, biological process: regulation of DNA-templated transcription.